AUGGCAACUACCGAACGUUGUGAGGCCCCGUACCCCCUGCCCCUGGAUGCGGGCUUGAGCCGCAGGGAGCAAGAUAUCUUGCUUCCUUCGGUGCCUGCCCAACUCCUGGCGGAGGAUGAAUGGGGGAAACUAAUGAGGAACCGGUAUUCCACCGGGGACCCGCCCGCCCCAGAGCCCCCUAAACUGCGCUGCAAGCGCAGUGGCACGCUGCCAUCGGCUGGCAUCAAGUCAACCAACUUCUGGGAGCGUAUGCUCCAGAAGCGGCGUCAGACUCGGCGGGUUAAACAGGCUCGCAAGGCGCGAGGCCGGCACCGAUCACUUGUAAGUCACAUCCAUGCCUAA
Molecule: messenger RNA, 342 nt
Organism: Penicillium lagena
Lineage: Eukaryota; Fungi; Ascomycota; Eurotiomycetes; Eurotiales; Aspergillaceae
Exons: 1
Coding region: 1-342 (113 amino acids)
Source: RefSeq, a predicted model, not a curated record